AUGCCUCUGGGAACGUCUACAAACGAGAAAGACGAUUUAAAUAGUCUAUUGAACAUAUCCGUUACGUUGUACUCUAUAUACUGCUUUAUUCUAUUUAUUAUUUACCUUGUUAAUUUUUUUUCAAGCGAAUAUAGUAAAUUCGGCGAAGAAUGUGUCAGUGGGCAAUUUGGACAAAUGCGUUAUAUUCAUACGGCGUGUGGUAAAUCUGAAAGGAAAAAUAUUGAAAAUAUUGCAUCUGUUUUUACAUUUUUUCCAUGCUUGAUACUUGGUAUUAUCUGUACGAUCCUUUUUUCAAUUUACAAUCGACCCAUAGUUGUCAGGAUCGAGGACAAUGCAAUCCCUUUGGAAGAUAUAUCGAGGAAGAGUGGUAAAACGAACAUUCAAUCAAAUUAG
Molecule: messenger RNA, 393 nt
Organism: Schizosaccharomyces osmophilus
Lineage: Eukaryota; Fungi; Ascomycota; Schizosaccharomycetes; Schizosaccharomycetales; Schizosaccharomycetaceae
Exons: 1
Coding region: 1-393 (130 amino acids)
Source: RefSeq, a predicted model, not a curated record